CUGCCAAACCUAGUCUGCUUGCGGCCUCUGGAGCCAGCAGCUCUGUGCCCUUGGUCUCAGGCAGCAGUCCCUUUGUGGACAGGCGAGCUGGGGAGAAAAUAAAGCUGGUUUGGUGCAAUUUCCUAGGGCCUAACUGCAGAGUCAUCGGGCUGCUCUCACUUGCUUCACCCUCAUACCUUCUCUGGCUCUGGCGUCUGGGUUCCAGCAGGUUUUCCCCAAAUAAUUAAAAAUAGCAUGAAGUGCUUUUACUUUCAGGUUCAGCUUUAUGCUCAUUUCCUUUCUUAACAACCUCAGUUUGUUUUCAGCUUCUGUGGGAGAAGAAAACAGCAAGGCUGAGUUAAGAGGUACCUGGAUGCUCAUUCUUGAACAGAACAGCAAUCUAUGGCUCAGGGCUGGGGAUUCUGGUGACCUUAGUGGAUGCCUUCAACAGUGGAGCGGUUCCUUCUCUGGAGAACACGGUGAUAUCUGUGUCCUAGUGUGAGGACUCAGUGGCUCUGCAGAGUGAGGUUCCCACAGAAAUGGUCGUGGCAGUACCAGACCUGGGCUAUGGAGCCGCCCCCACAGAGCAGCCCCCCCAAAAUGACGAGGAGUUAUGGAAGAAGUACAUGAGUUUAGUGCAGAUGAAGAAGGAACUAGAGGGAAGCUGCAUGAAGAAAGAUGAGCUUCUCCAUGAAGCACGAGAAGCCUUAGCAGAGGAGCAAGCCAAAAGAGAGACAGCUGAGAAGGAAAAGCGGCUUCUUGAGAAAAGGUGUAAAAUGCUGCAGCAAAAGUUAGAGACUCUAGAAACAAUUUUCCAGGAAUCCAUGGCCCAGAUGAGAGAGGAGAUAAAGAGAGAGAGAAAAAACCUUCUGAGAGGGCAGAAUGAGAGGAUUCAGAGGCUGGAGGCCCAAACAAAAAUCAUGACUGGUAACAAGCAACAUACUGAAACUGACUGCACUCCAAAGAUAAUGGAGAACAAUGACAGAGAAGAUACUUCGCAGCCUUCAUGGUGGCCUCAAAUUUGUGAGCUGCUACAAGAGUUGAUUUUACUAAUGGUCAAGUUUUUCUCUUGUAUAUAAUUUCAGAUACCUGGGCACAGUAUUCAGACUUCUUCCAACAACCUCUACGAUCCUCACCUUUAUGUUGCAGACUGGUUUCUCCAUAAAGUCUGGAUUUCCUGAAUUCUCUAAAGUGGGUUGGGUGGCCCUCCUUUGUGAUCUCAUUGUACCUAUGGCAUGAUUUUGAAAACUUAAGUUACCCAUUGACUCUGUUUCGCUGAUGAUACCUCACUACUAGGGACAAGUUUAUCUUUAUCAUUGUAAUCUUAGUUCCUAUUUGCAUGUCCAACACUUGAUCAGUAACUGCAAAAUGAUGGUUGAACACAUUCCCCACUCUCUAAAGAUUCUUUUUUAACAAAAGGUUUAUUUAUUUAUUUUUGAGAGAGAGAGAGAGAGAGAGAGAGAGAGAGAGCAAGCAUGAGUGGGGAAGGGGCAGAGAAAGGGGAAGAAUGAGAGAAUCCCAAGCAGGCUCUGCACUGUCAGCACAGAGCCUGAUGUGGAGUUCGAACUCAUGAACUGUGAGAUCAUGACCUGAGCUGAGAUAAAGAGUUAGAUGCUUAACUGACUGAGCCGCUCAGGUGCCCAGUUCCUGUUUUCUAUUAUAUAUCCUCACUAAUUAUGACAGAUGCUUUAAAGGACCCUUAAAACAAAGGGUAUAGUUUUUGACAUAGAGAACAAAGACAAAAGGAGAUGUAGAUAAAAUUAAAUUUCCUCAUAACCUGCAGCCCAAUGACAAAUACUUGAGACAGGGAGAGUAUGACAUUCCUCCAGGAACUCCCAACUGUGUUAAUAUUAAUGCUUUGCUAGUGGCAGAAACAACCUUACCUCGACAAUAGUCAGACUUCCACGAUCUUGUAAGUCUUCUUUAAUAUAUGAAAAUCCUCUUGGAGACUUUCUUUUUCUCUACCCCUCCCACCUUAAAAGUAUGUAAUCAAUCACUCCUCACAACCCCAGUACAACUCCUUCUCUCCAGGAGUCCUGUCCCUGUGCUUCAAUUAAAGACACCUUUUUGCACCAAAAA
This is a messenger RNA of Neofelis nebulosa (Clouded leopard), 2058 nucleotides long. Its product is annotated as guanylate-binding protein 6-like. NCBI's taxonomy places the organism in Eukaryota, Metazoa, Chordata, Mammalia, Carnivora, Felidae. Gene Ontology annotation, molecular function: GTPase activity; GTP binding. The transcript is spliced from 6 exons. The record is from RefSeq and is a predicted model, not a curated record. The coding region runs from base 519 to 1058 and encodes 179 amino acids.